Stegodyphus dumicola is the source of this 615-nucleotide messenger RNA. Its product is annotated as zinc finger MYM-type protein 1-like. The record is from RefSeq and is a predicted model, not a curated record. NCBI's taxonomy places the organism in Eukaryota, Metazoa, Arthropoda, Arachnida, Araneae, Eresidae.
AUGACUGAGAUAAAACAUGCCAAAUAUUUCUCUAUCUGUGUGGACUCUGGACAUUUCUCAUGUAGUCAACUUUCUUUCAUAGUGAGAUAUGUCUCUGAAUACGGAUGUUCUGUCGAACAAUUUUUGAAAUUCAUUCCAAAUUGUGGCCAUAAAGUGGAAGACUUGGCUAAAGUCAUCCUAGAGACAUUUAAAAAUCACGACUUGGAUGUCGCCAAUUGCCGGGGGCAGUCUUACGACAAUGCUAGCAAUAUGUCGGGUGUAUAUUCUGGUCCUCAAGUGAGAAUAAAACAAGUGAACUCUCUGAUGGAUUUCGUUCCUUGUUCGACUCACUCACUGAAACUUGUUGGAUCCUGUGCGGCCGAGUCUUGUCAAGGUACUGUAUCUUUCUUCGGUAUUUUGCAGUCAUUGUAUAAUUUUUUUUUCCGGCAUGAACACACAGAUGGGAAAUUUUGCUGUCGAAACUCAAAUUCAAGACUCGUGAAGAGUCUUUCUCAGACAAAAUGGUCUGCUCGAACUGACGCCUGCCGAAGUCUAUGUUGCUCCUGGGAUGAGAUCAUGGCAGCUCUUCAGAUAAUUGCCAAUGAUGCAAAUGAAAAACCAUCUACGCGCUCUUAG